CGGAGCGGGGUCCGGCGGUGGGAGCGGGAGCGGCCCAGCGGGGCCCAGCGGGGCCGGGGCCCGGCGGGGGGGGGGCGGCGGCGGCGACAAGCGGCGGGGCCGGCGCCUCGUGGCGGCGAUGCCGAGCAAGAAGAAGAAAUACAACGCGCGCUUCCCGCCGGCGCGGAUCAAGAAGAUCAUGCAGACGGACGAGGAGAUCGGGAAGGUGGCGGCCGCCGUCCCCGUCAUCAUCUCGCGGGCGCUGGAGCUCUUCCUGGAGUCGCUGCUGCGCAAGGCGUGCCACGUCACCCAGUCCCGCAACGCCAAGACCAUGACCACCUCGCACCUGAAGCAGUGCAUCGAGCUGGAGCAGCAGUUCGACUUCCUCAAGGACCUGGUGGCCGCCGUGCCCGACAUGCAGGGCGAGGGCGACGAGCCCCACGGCGAGGGCGAGCGGGCGCCCCGCAGAGGCCGGCGCCCGGGUACGGGGCGGAAGAACGGGGGUCCCGGAGCCAAGGGCAAAGACCCCAAACAGUCGGGGACGGACUCGGAGCAGGAGGAGGACUCGGAGGACAGUGACAGCGACGCAGAGGAGGAGACCCCACAGCCCCCCCCCCGCACGGCCCCCCCUCAAUUUCGCCAGGCCCCCCCGGUCCCGGGGCUCCCGGGGGGGCUUCCAGGGGGGCUCCCACCGGCUCCAGGCCCCCCCCGCGCCCCGGAGGAGGAGGAGGAGGAUGAAGAUUACGACUCCUAGCGCCCCCCCCCCCGGAUUUGGGGCCGUUUUGGGGCCGGGGGGGGAAUCGCACCAGUUUGGCUUGGGGGGCGUGUACUGGGAGCACUGGGAGCCCCCCCCCCCCUCAAAGUGCAUGGGGGGGGGGGCGCCCCUGGCUUGGCCCCAAACCCCCGUGACCCUUCUUUUUUUUUGGGGGGGGGGGGGUUGGUUUUGGGGGCCGGUGGCGACUUUUAACGAUUCGGGGGGGUUUUUGUAUCGGCUCAAUAAACGUUCCCGUUUCC
Molecule: messenger RNA, 993 nt
Organism: Cygnus olor (mute swan)
Lineage: Eukaryota; Metazoa; Chordata; Aves; Anseriformes; Anatidae
Gene: DRAP1
Product: DR1 associated protein 1
Exons: 7
Coding region: 119-733 (204 amino acids)
Biological process (GO): positive regulation of transcription by RNA polymerase II; negative regulation of transcription by RNA polymerase II; transcription by RNA polymerase II
Cellular component (GO): nucleus; negative cofactor 2 complex
Molecular function (GO): transcription coactivator activity; protein heterodimerization activity; RNA polymerase II general transcription initiation factor activity
Source: RefSeq, a predicted model, not a curated record